Polyodon spathula (Mississippi paddlefish) is the source of this 1828-nucleotide messenger RNA. RefSeq names its product FUN14 domain-containing protein 1-like. Gene Ontology annotation, biological process: autophagy of mitochondrion. The transcript is spliced from 5 exons. NCBI's taxonomy places the organism in Eukaryota, Metazoa, Chordata, Actinopteri, Acipenseriformes, Polyodontidae. Gene Ontology annotation, cellular component: mitochondrial outer membrane. The coding region runs from base 252 to 704 and encodes 150 amino acids. The record is from RefSeq and is a predicted model, not a curated record.
GUCAGCUGUUGGAGGGCCUAGUUCUGUAUGUCUGUGUUCAAGACUAACAUUUCCUACGUAGAUAUAUGUGACAACUUCAGCUUCCGCUAUGCAGCAGCUGAAGGCUGCAGUAAUAGCCUUCUCGUCUCUUCAGGAAUACUGGUAGUAAAUAAAUAAAUAAAUAAAUAUAAAAAAAAAAAACGCGUCCCGGUCAAUUGAUGAACCGGAAUUGAUCUCCCGGAUCUAUUUCCAGUUUCGGUUGAGCUUGAAAAAUGGCAGAGAAGAAGAAAGAAAAGGGUGAAGAUACAUUCGAGGUGAUGGACCUUGCAGAGUAUGCCAAGAAACAGCGAUGGUGGAACCGAGUCUUUGGGCAGAACUCUGGACCGAUUGCAGAGAAAUACUCUGUAGCAACUCAGAUAGCUAUCGGAGGAGUAACGGGCUGGUGCGCUGGGUUCCUCUUCAAGAAAGUGGGAAAGGUGGCUGCUUCUGCUGUGGGCGGGGGAUUCUUCUUGCUUCAGAUUGCAAACCACACAGGUUACAUUACAGUGGACUGGAAGAGAGUUGAGCAGGAUGUGAAGAAGGCAAAGAAACAGCUCAAACUCGGUGCUGAGAAGCCACCAAAAGAAGUGCGAACUAAAGUGGAUGAGGUGACCACAUUCGUAAAGAAGAACAUCGUGCUGACCGGGGGCUUUGCCGGGGGCUUUCUGAUUGGACUGGCAUCUUAGAAAUCUCAUUUUAUAAAAUGCCUUUUUUCUUUUUCGUGUAUCACAAAAUGUAUCUCUUCAAUGUAAAGGAAGGUGAUGGUGUUAUAGCAAGGUAGAAAAAAGGCACAGUAACUGCACUGUGUUGGAACCACUGCUGAGUUCUAUUACUAUAGGAGUUUGGGGUAUGAUUAUGAUUUUUGAACGUGACAAAAAAAUGUGUCUAGGUUUAUACAGCGCAUGAAAAUUCUGCUCCAGAACCAGUUUGCGUGCCGAUUGAAUGUAGUUGUUCUUGUGUUGAACUUUUUUCUUAGAUUUUUUUUGUUUUGUUUUUUGUUUAAUGCAGACUUCAGUAAAGAAUGUUUAAUAAAAACAAUCUGCAUUUAGAAUUUGGGCAUUUCGAUUAGGAUGUUCCUGUUCGAUCGUCAGACCACUUGACUGGGUCUUAUAAUAGAGAUUGGAUGCUGUUCACAUACAGGGUAACUAGGAUUGUACCACAUAGCAUGUGGCUUUUAUUUGUAUAUGUAUUCAUGUUAAUAGUUACUUUAAACAGUACAGGGAGAACAGUGAAGUCAAGCUGCCUCUUCUGCAUGUUAGCCUGCUUUGUGAAGAACUGGGGGUGUAACUUACUGUUAUUCCUGUUUAAAAAGGAAUGUGACUGAGUCUACAUGAAGAAGACAUCUGGCACUUCAGUUUAUUGUCCCUGAACCUACUUUAUCUAGUACACAACAAAACCAUAAACUACUUGUCUAAAAGCCCAGCACAAGCUACUCUGUUAAGUCUUUGAUUUACAAAGAAAAGUUACUUAAGAUUGAGCUUCACAAGUCACCUAAUUUUAUGAAGUAUGUAAGUAUGCAUGUAAUGGCCAAAUAGUUCAGACUGCAAACAAUUCUGCAGAUUAUGUAUGUGAGAAAUUGUGUAGCUUGUGCCAAAGAGAUUUGCAGUUAUUUAUUACAAAGCUUUUGCUUUUACAAUAAUCACAACAUACAGACAAUUUCAGAUGUUUGGGUGUUCAGAUGUUUUCACUAUAACAGGACGUGUAGGUUGUUGUUUUUGUAUUGUUUUUUUUCUCGUUCAGAUUAUUGAAAUGCACUGCUGUGUUUGUUAUAAAUAUGCACCACAGUGGAAAAUAAAACUUAAAACAAAAA